Prionailurus viverrinus (fishing cat) is the source of this 966-nucleotide messenger RNA. RefSeq lists its product as uncharacterized. NCBI's taxonomy places the organism in Eukaryota, Metazoa, Chordata, Mammalia, Carnivora, Felidae. The coding region runs from base 73 to 696 and encodes 207 amino acids. The record is from RefSeq and is a predicted model, not a curated record. The transcript is spliced from 19 exons.
GUUGCUGAGGUGGCCGUAGGAGCACGAGAAGAAGAUGUCCCUAAGGUGGAAGAGCUGAGGGCCCUUCGUCAAAUGAGGCAGCAGGCUUUUGCUGAGGUCCUGGCAAGAGCAAUGGAAUGUGAAGUCCCUAAGGAGGAAACGCUGCAGGAACUUCCUGAAAGGAGACAGCAGGCUGUUGCUGAGGUUGCCGCAGGAGUACAGGAGAAAGAUGUCCCUAAGGAAGAAAAGCUGCGUGCCCUUCCUGAAAGGAAGCAGAAGGCUGUGGCUGAGGUCAUCAAGAGAGCAAUGGAAUAUGGAGUCACUGUGGAGAAAAAGCUGCAGUCCGUUACAGUAAGGAGGCAAAAGACUGUUGCAGAGGUGGCCAUAGGAGCUCGAGAAGAAGGUGCUUGUAAGGAGGAAAAUGUGUGGGCCGUUCCUGUCAGGAGACACCAAGGUGUUGCUGAGGUGGCCGCGGGAGCAACAAAAUAUGGUGUCCCUAAGGAGGAAACUAUGUGGGCUGUUCCUGUCAGGAGACACCAAGGUGUUGCUGAGGUUGCCGCGGGACAAACAGAAUAUGGUGUCCCUGUGGAGGAAAAGAUGUGGGCUUUUCCUGUAAGGACGCACCAGGCUGUUGGUGAGUUUCCUGGGGUCUCUGGAACCAUGGAGAAUGAUUGGGUGUUGGAGAGCCUGUCUGACUCUGGAACCGAUGAUGAAUAGUCGUCAGAUAGGGAACUGCACUCAGAAGGAUUGGUUGCUGAUCGCUUAGAUUCCACCCACAUCUGCCUAAUUUACCCCAAUAACCACCAGAAGCCUAGCAGAACAGACUCUCCGGAGCCAAGCAUAGACGAGAGGCCCACGGAAGAGGGUCUGCCUCCCUCCCGUUGCCACUAGGCCCCUCCAAAGCGGACCACCGAAGGCAAAGCGAGCUGAGCCUGCACCUCCCGCCCCUGUGCACCUUGCAGACCCACCCCGGCUAAUACGCCAGAU